This is a messenger RNA of Octodon degus (degu), 1904 nucleotides long. RefSeq names its product stathmin domain containing 1 (gene Stmnd1). The record is from RefSeq and is a predicted model, not a curated record. Gene Ontology annotation, biological process: neuron projection development; regulation of microtubule polymerization or depolymerization; microtubule depolymerization. Gene Ontology annotation, molecular function: tubulin binding. Lineage: Eukaryota; Metazoa; Chordata; Mammalia; Rodentia; Octodontidae. The transcript is spliced from 5 exons. The coding region runs from base 122 to 952 and encodes 276 amino acids. Gene Ontology annotation, cellular component: neuron projection; cytoplasm.
CAGGCCCGCGUGACGUGGUUUAUUAUGGCAACAGUUCCAGGCAACUGCCCAGGAGCCGGCACCUCCGCCUUUGCCAGGUGCGGGAGGCGCAGGGCGCGGGGCGCGAGGAGGGGAGCGCGCCAUGGGCUGCGGACCUUCCCAGGGCGCGGAGGACCGGACACCCGCGCGCACGCCCAGGAGGGGCUGGGAAGACGGAUGCAAGGCCGAUAUCAGGGUGAUGCCUGAAAGGGCGGAUCACAGUCCCCAGACCCAAGGGGCACUGCCCCAGGACACUGUGGACAGUGCAGAGUGUCUGGAGCCACAAGCCCUGAUGGGAAGUUUACCUGGAACCAUUCCAGAAAGUUCUCCAUCUCCUGGGAACAGAAAUAAAACAGUAAAUUCAGACCCAGUGACCAAUGGAUUAAUCAAUAAACUGCAACCUUUAGAGGACAGAGAGCGACCAAAGUCAUCAGACAUCCUGGAGGAACUAAUGGUUCAAGGAAUAAUACAAAGCCACAACAAAGUAUUUAGAAACGGAGAAUCAUACGAUGUUAUGGUGGACACAACUGAGAAGCCAGUGAGAAAGCCACCAGCGAGGCUGAAGAAACUUAAGAUCAAAAGGAAUGUAAAGGACAUCACAAUGAAGGACAUAGAAGAAAAGAUGCAGGCCGCAGAGGAGCGCCGAAAGAGUAAAGAAGAAGAAAUAAGAAAAAGGCUAAGGGGUGAACGACCUUUGGCCCCAACCAAUCAUUCAGACUCUGCUGCACUGGGCAUAGCUGAGGUUCCCCUUGCCAAAGGGCCUCCAACCGAGAGUUCUACCCCAUCCACACUGUCUGACCUGCAGGGAGGAGAGCCUCUGAGGAGGAAGAAGAGGAAGAGCGAGGUGACCCUGAUUGAUGGAAACUACCCUUAUGAAAGUUUUGGGGUUGUGGAGUCAGACAUGUUCUACAAUCGAGAAGAUGACAUCUUCUAAGAAGUCAGCUUUUGUGCAUUUCAUAAAAAGGGGCUUGUUCUUCCCCUAGUGCAUCUCAUGCUUUUUGUAGGUGUGAACUCACCCACUGGGUCUUCUAGUGUGAGUUAGGAAACAUUAAAUGAGCAGCUUGGGCUAAUAGAGUGAAUUAAAUGAUCUCAAAAAAGAAAAAAGAAAAGCAAGACAUAUUUGAGCAGCUUAGAUAUUAUAAGGUGAUUAUUCUCCUUCAAAGUGGCUUCAAACAUUCCUAGCCAGCUUUAAUUUAUGAGUCUCUUCCAGCUUACAUGAAAGUGCUUGUGCCAAAUGAAUCCCUCUGUCCUUCCUCACCCUUGGCAGUGGCCACUAAUGGUCAUUUAUGACAAAUUGCUUGGAUUUGCCUUCAGUAUUUUAAUAGUUUGCUUGAUUUUUGUGCUACAAAUUUAGCUUUGUUCACUUUAAUGAUUUGUGCUGUCAAGGAAUAAAGCGAUGUCUUGGAGUAGGUCAGAGUACAGUUUCAUCCCUCAAUUUCAGUAAGUGAUGUCCAGUUCUCAGAAUUAUGUAACAUUAUGGAGCUUUCUUUACAUUGAAAAAGAACUUCCACCAGAAGUAGAAGGGUGGGAGGGGGCUGAAGGACACCCUGAUACCAGGUCUUCUUUUUCCCACCAGCGAUCUGACCCGAGCAGUUUGCUGCCCUUGUUAUGAGAAUUCCACCUUGUGCCCCCCCCACCCACAUCCAACCAGUAGCUGGUCUUGGGAGUCUACAUUCUGGGGAUCUCUUGCAUCCUUUUUGUAGUCAUCUCCUGUUGCUGUCUAGUUUACACCACUUCAUCCAGCACCAUACAAUUGAAUCACAGCAGUUCUCUCAAGUUUGCAUGGUUGUGAUCUGUUUAAGACCCCUUAUUGGCCACCCUUCAUAUCAAGCUAGAGGCCAGAGUCCUUCUUAAAGAUAAGGAUCUCAGGUUUUGGAAUUCACCCA